UCCCCGUCGCCGUCGUCGCUCUGUGCGUCGUUACUGUCUCCAGCAUGUCCUACAACAACAACUUUGGCUCUGUCGGACAGGUCGGCCACGUUGCCUCGGGUCUCAACGACUACGGCAAGGGGCAAUAUGGAGGCGCAGAGGGUCUUCGUCGUUACGGAAGCAAAAACAGCGCUGCCAAUGCCUACAACAAAGCCGCCAACAACUACGCCGCCCACGGUAACAACUACCACAAGGCUGCUGAUCAGGCUAGAGCAAAGGGGGACACCGCCUCCAACUACUACGGCCACAAGAACGCUGCUCACGCUGACAAAGCCUCCGGUGCUGCCGCUCAGGCCAACAAAGCCAACUACCACGAUGCUGCCGCCGCAAACUACGCCAGGAAGGACGACGCCUCCAAAGCUGCUGCCAACAACGACUACGCCAACAAAAACUACUACCGAAAGGGGAACGUAUUCAACACCGGAGUCCACUACGGCUUCGACAAGAAGUACAACAAGAACGCCGAUGAGGACGGUGACUACGAAAUUCUUGAUGACAGCAGUGCCCACAACCUCGACGAAUACCGUGAUAAGAACAAGGCUUACAGCACCGCCAACAGUGACCACGCCGCCAACAAAUAUGCUGCUGAUCGCUCCCGUGCUCUGAAAGACAGCAAGUACGGUAAAGACGCUUACAAGGCACAAUACGGUAACGGCAAAUACGGCUCUGCUGCUAGUCAAGCAGCCAAGAACGGUGCUGCCAACCACGGUUAUGACGGUAAACUGAACGAGGCAGCCGGAAGCAACAAGUACUACACCGACGCCCACGAUGCUGCCAUCAACAAACAUGAUGAGUUCACCGGCAAGAACGCCUACUACGAUAGAAAGAACGCCGCUAAUGCCGCUGCAAAGGCUGCCCACAACGUUGCCGGAUAUGGAGGACUCGCUCAUGGUGGCUACGGUGUCGGUGGUGUCGCUGGUUCUCUGGGUGUAUCUGGAGUAGGAUACGGAAAGGGCUACGGUAAGCAGUACGGUCAGGGAUACAGCAAUGGCUAUCUCGGACAUGACGCACACAACAACAAAUACUACGAUGCUGGCGCCCACGGUAAACACGCUGACCACUAUGACGGUGCAUCCAAUGCCGCUCUCGCCAAAACCGGAGGAUACGGAUCCAAACUGGGUGAAUCCAGCCGAAACAAGGCCGACGCCGCCUAUAAGAGAAACGGCUACAACAACGCCCAAGCCAACGACUACUACAAGUCUGGAGCUGCUGCCAACAACAACAACGCCUACAGAGUCAACAAGGACGGUGCUGCUGCCAACAACCACGGCUUCAGUCACGCCGGUGCCGACGCUGCCAGUCUCUAUGACAACAAAGCCGCUGCUCACGACAAUGCCAACUCUGCUUACGCCAAGGACAACUUCAGACGUAAGUACAACGAGGGUGCCAAGAAACACCAUCUGGUCAAGAAGUUCCACCACCAUUCUAAAGCCGACGGCAAUAACUACGAGCGUCUCAACUACGACAAGAAGGACUACAAGGACAACUUCGGCCAGAACGCCAAUGCUGCUCAUGCCAACGCAAAGAAAUACACUCAAAAACUGUACAAGAACGCCGCCAAUGCUGCCGCCUCUAACAAUGAUAAGUAUGCUGCCAACCACGCCAACAAAGCCUCCAACUACUACGAUGCUGCUAAUGCUGCCAACGGCAACGCCGCUAAGAAAUCCAACUACUACAACAAAAACGCCGCUGCCUCUGCUGGUGCUGCCAACGCUGCUGCCAAGUCUUAUUAUGGCAACCACAACAACGCUGCUGCUACUAAUGCCAAGAGUCUCAACGACUACUCACACAACCAGUACGGUAACAACGGCCACGCCUUCAACGCCGCCCACGGUGGUGCUGCUCACCAUGCCGGUGCCGCCCACCACGACGCUCCCAGCUACGGUUACGGCGUCGGACACGGAAUUGGAGGAGCUGGACAUGGAGUUGUCGGCCUUGGUCACGGUGUUGGUGGAUACGGCAAUGGGGUUGGACACGGAAUUGGAGGAGCUGGACAUGGAGUUGCCGGCCUUGGACAUGGCGUUGGUGGAUUCGGUAACGGAGGUGUCGGCCUUGGGAGAGGCUUUGGUGUUGGUCAAGGUUACGGAGGUUACAACAAGUACCCAUACUACGGGUAAACGGUCACAUGUGGUUGACUUUAUUGAACACCAUCCUCACCUCACAAAUCAUGUGGCCAGUGUGCUUGAUAUGAAUGAAGAAGUUUGAAUGCUUUUUUACCUCACGUUUUAUGUGUGUGUACCGUGUGUUUAAUUGUUUUUUGUAACCAGCAAGGUACUACCACCAGAUCUGAUCAGAAAAAAACAACCCAUUAGAUUUUCAAAAAAAAUUUACAUUAUAUUGAUAUGAAUAAGGGUCAUUCGGAACCUGUUAAGUUUUUUUCUAUACUAAUUGCCGAAAUGUCUAUAGCGAAAUAAUUGUUCAAACAAGGCGGUAUUUCAAACACAUUUCAGAAGACGUAAGCCAUUUCCAUAUAUACAUGUACGAUGCCUUUCGAAUAGGUUGUUUUGUUACUUUGUACUUUGUACCUCGUUUUUCUGUUGUAUUGUGAUUUAUGUCUUACUUUUACCCAAUCGUAAGAAUAAAUGUUGUCUGAUAAA
Messenger RNA from Haliotis rufescens (red abalone), 2636 nucleotides. RefSeq names its product fibroin heavy chain-like. Lineage: Eukaryota; Metazoa; Mollusca; Gastropoda; Lepetellida; Haliotidae. The transcript is spliced from 2 exons. The coding region runs from base 45 to 2156 and encodes 703 amino acids. The record is from RefSeq and is a predicted model, not a curated record.